Molecule: messenger RNA, 1159 nt
Organism: Rubroshorea leprosula
Lineage: Eukaryota; Viridiplantae; Streptophyta; Magnoliopsida; Malvales; Dipterocarpaceae
Source: the annotation of a GenBank genome assembly
GUUUGAAUGAAGAUAAGGAAGAAGAGGUGGGGAAGUUGGUGAGGGAGGGGGUGAUCUAGUAAAUAUCAUGUACCUCACCAGCUCAGAUCGCAUAGAGGCUGCUAAGCUCUAUGGGCCAAGCGCUUUGAGUGAAGCCAUUCCUAAGAAGCCGAGGAAGAAGUUAAGGACUUCAACUAAUGAGGUAAGUGGGGUGGGAGCUGGGAAGGAGUUGGUGCCUAGCACCUCGAUUGGAGUUCAAGAGGUGGGACCUAGGCUAGAGUUGAAGAGGAAAGGCAGUGAGAAGCUAGGAGCACUACAAAAGAAAAAGAAGGUGAUGGAGCAGGAGGUUGGGGGGAAUGAGGUACUAGAGUUCGUACCUUGGCCUCCUCCUAUUGAGCUUGAUCCUAAGCUGAAGGAGACUGAGGUUGAGGGGGUUGAGGUAAGGGCUCCUAGUAAAGGGAAAGGACUUGUUCCCCCUCUUUCCUUUCAAAGCAGCCUGUUUGACACGAAGAACACAACGGGGGCAAGGAGGUUUAUUAAUGCAACCUUCCCCGAAGUGGACAAGCGCCAAGCUAAGGAAGAGGUGCUGAGGUAUGCUGGGGCGACUGUGGUGAAGCACGCUCUGGAGCUGCAGAAGGAGAAGGAUGAGCUGGAGAAGAGGAAUAACGAGAUGCAGGAGGCGUUGGAUGAGGUGGUACCAGUAGUGAAGCAGCUUGAGGAGGAGAAGGAAUCUCUUAGCACCAAGCUCGAGGGGGUAGAGGAGAACGGUGAAAGUAUGUCAGCGGACUUUCGCCCUCAAAUUAAACUGAGGUGGGAUCACAAUGAAAAAGGACGCAUCAUUUUUCCUCUGAACUUUGACUUUGAGUUCGUAGUAGUGGAGGAAGAGGAAGCAGAGGUAGAAGGUGCUGAAGUUAAGGAGAGCCAAUCACCUCUACAAGUGAAGGUCUAUCCAGUUCCCUCUAAAGAAGAACAGCCUCCUCUUCCAGCAGAUCAAGAGCCACCUCAGCCACCUCCUCCAAUAAAAUAAUUAGGGAUUUUUGCUUUUUAAUUGAUGUUGUUAGAAUUUAAACAAUGAUUGAACAUUUUUGUAGUAUUUGUUAAGUAAUUUAAGGAAAAUUUUGAUUGUUUUUGAAUACUUGUUUUGUGUUUUAUUUGUUUUGAAUUAACAUAAGAACUAAGA